Neomonachus schauinslandi (Hawaiian monk seal) is the source of this 1072-nucleotide messenger RNA. RefSeq names its product vegetative cell wall protein gp1-like. Bases 62 to 1072 code for a protein of 336 amino acids. Lineage: Eukaryota; Metazoa; Chordata; Mammalia; Carnivora; Phocidae. Gene Ontology annotation, cellular component: nuclear body. The transcript has a single exon. Gene Ontology annotation, biological process: regulation of transcription by RNA polymerase II. The record is from RefSeq and is a predicted model, not a curated record.
CCAAGAACAAGUCACCUCUAAGUGUAGCCAGACCAAGGCAAGCCCCCCAUCCAGUCAACCCAUGAUGCCCCCCAGAGCUGGGCUCCUUCAGAGCAAUCCGAAUCCAGCAAUGAUCCCACCCACCAGGCACCAGAGCCGCGAGGGCAUGGGCAUGGCCUCGCCGACUCCGGGCAAGCAACAAGGAAUUCUCCACUGUAACCCCCCGUUCCCCAUACCCUCGUGCCCGGGCCAGAACCCCCUGGGCAGCCAUCGUCCGCAGAUUCCCAAGGCGGCCCCCUCAGGAGCGCCCCUGCCUAGGUUCUGUCCCAGACCCCUGGGCAGCCAGGUCCCGAGUCCCCACCAGCUCAGACAGCCCUGUGUGCCAAGAAUGCCCUCAGUGUUCAACGAUGCCGUGUGGGCGGUGGCCGCGGCGGCAGCUAGGACCACAGCGGUCUCGAGGGAGCCCCCCCCGAGCCACGUAGACCGUAGCACCCAGCCGCACUUUGAUAGCGACUCGAUCUUCACCAAGGAGCCCGCCAGAGCUCCCCUGGUAGCCCCGACAUGUCCAUCGCAGCAGGCAGUUGUGCCCCCCAAUCAGGUGGCCCCAGGAGGCAGGCCUGGCCAGAAGGUGAGUGCUGCUCCGGUCAACCCCAGCUUCGGCCUGCUGGGCAACCAGAGCCUCAAGCAGAGCCCGGUGCGGGGUCCCGUGCCCAUGCUGAACGCCGCCAAGUCCCUCCAGCAGGGCAUGGCCAGCUUUGGUCCCGUGAGUCCCAUACAGGGCAUCGAGCCGCCAAGCUCUGUGGCUGCCGCCGCCGCCUCUGCCAUCACCGCCAGCCAGUCCCCAAGUCCAUUCGGCAGAACGGAUACCCCCCCUGAGCUGCCACCCUACGACUUUUUGUCCCCGGCCCCGCCCCCACGAAACGGUCUGCUCUCAGCCCCUGACUGCAGUGAGGUGGGCUUCUCUGAAGCCCCCUUGAAAGGCCCCAGUGGGAGCCCAGAGGAGGGCUGGGUGUGCAACCUGAGGCUCAUCGAUGACAUUCUGGAAGAGCACGCCGCCGCCGCCCCCGCCCCCCAGAGUGCUGGGGGGCUUUAA